Molecule: messenger RNA, 3179 nt
Organism: Cylas formicarius (sweet potato weevil)
Lineage: Eukaryota; Metazoa; Arthropoda; Insecta; Coleoptera; Brentidae
Gene: b6
Exons: 6
Coding region: 539-2068 (509 amino acids)
Source: RefSeq, a predicted model, not a curated record
GGUGAUUGUUUGUGCAGUAGGUCUGAAAUUUUUGUAUAGCUCUCUCAAUUUUUGGUCAUCGUAUCGUAUCGUCAUAAUGUUAAUAUAGUUUUACGCCAUCUGGAAGGUCAGCUUGAAAUAAUAAAGGGUCCAAAAUUAUGAACUUUUACCACAAGUUCCAGUAUACAAGUGGCGUGAUUGUCUCCAGAAAAUGCGAGUCUUACGGCAUCGCGAGACGCGUUGAAUUAAAAUGCGAGUAAAAAGGGAAAGUAAAACAACGGCUCCCCACCGUGGUCGUUUUUAUCCGCGGUUAAAAAAAAUUCAUCCCGCAAGACACACGCGGACUUACGACCGAUUGACCGAGAGAGAAACCGGACUCGCUCCUGAUUAGUUCUCGUCCGUGAGUGGUUUUUCGAACGCUAGACGUAUCUUCCGGUGCGCGCUUCCAGGUGUGUUUCAUUUUCCGGCCGUGCUAUUGGAUUGCAUUUGUUUUUUUUUUAUUUUUCGUCUAGAGGCUAUGCCUUAUUAUAGAAACACAUAGCGUUGGGAAAGGAAGAAAAUGCGUUGUUCAAAUCUGCUAGUGUUAUGUUUAUUUUCGGCGGUUAUCGCAGAAGUCCACGACAUCGAAACGUGGCAACCACUGGCGCCAACCGACUUGUUUCCAAGCGCCCAGACUAACGCCCGCAUAUCCUACAAAGGAGCGGCACCGAAUUUUGAGUACCUAGGCAAUUUCGGUAGCCAUUUAUACCAGACGCAAGACCUGCAGGGAAAAGACCGCUGCGAGUUGUACAAGGUGGGCUUCACUCAAGACCUGUACUUCCAGUACAUCGUCUAUAAAACGAAGUUGCCGGAGCUAAAGGAAUUUACGUUGUGUUUCUGGUCAAAGUUUUACAAUCACUCCAAUGAUCACCCCAUAUUUUCUUACGCAGUCGACGGACAGCCUCGCGCGAUCUACUCGUGGAUCGCGAACACAGAGAGAUCCAGUUAUUUCAGCUUGAGCGUCGAGGGACAUACAUUUUACCGCCUCAACUAUCCGCUGAGACUAAACAGAUGGUAUCACACUUGCCAGAGCUGGAACGGCAAGACGGGGGAGUGGCAAAUUUGGGUCAACGCCGAAAGGGUCGGCCGGGGAUUCCAUAACAGGCUGGUAGGGCACGUGGUGCCUUCGGGGGGAAUUUCCAUAUCUGGUCAGGAGCAACGCCAGCCGGGAGGCGGCUUCUUGGAAGGCGAGGACGCCCCAAAAGGCUCCGGAGGCAUGCUCGGAGAAAUAACCAUGGUGCAACUGUACGCGGUAGCGUUGACCGCGGGAAAAGCUCACAAAGACCACAAACAUCACCACGCGCACCAAUAUGACCACAACGGCAAUAUGAUCACCACCCCCGCCCCCACGACACCCAACAACAGACCCACACUGCCUCCCCAUCCGUUGCUGACCGCCGGCCAACUGAACAGGGGAACUCGGAUCAAUUUGGCCGGUGCCCAACAACAGCCCGAAAUCAUCCAAGGCCAAAACUACGCCGUUCAAUUCGCCAACGGGCAAUUCAGCGGCGGUUUGGUUACUCAGCAGCUCAGCAAGAGCGUGCAGCAGAUACAGCAGUCCGGGUUGCAGAGCGUUCAGUUUAUCCCCACUCCGUCCGCGGUCACUCAGUCUGUUAGUUUUGGAUCAAGUUUGGCGAAUCCAGCAAACGUCCAGUACAUCGACAACACCUUCGGCCACGCCCUCUUCAAAAGAGAAAUCCAGGAGUCGUCCCCCACCAGCAGCAAGCAUAAGAAACGGGAACUGUUCGUCGCUGGUGGUACCAUUGUGGACGAUGGGUUGAUAGGGGGCAGCGGUGCUGGGAUUUAUCAGCAGAGUCUGCUUGACGGUUUGGCAGGGAUAGGUGACAAUCAGCCGAUCCUGCGCCAGCAAAAGCAAAAUGACGAGAGGGAACCGGCGGAGGCCGAAGUGAUGGCGGUAAUGAACGUGUGUACCGGGUGUGACGAGGAACCGUUCGACAAAGCGUUGGUGUUCGGUUGGAGAACAGUACCCAAAAAGCUAUUCUCCGGUGCGUACUAUAUGCCAGCGGUACCACAGUGUAGGGUGUUUUAGUCUACGCCGAAGACUGACUUCGAUACUUUCAUCUGCCAUUGUAACGUUCGUGGUGAUUGGAGGGGGCUGGAUUGUCAAUAGCUGCUUUUACAAAAGUUCCACAUAAACUACAUGAAGAGUUUGUUUUUUAUCAUGAGGGGUGCUUUAAAAUGAAAAAAGGGCGACUACAAAAAUAUGUAGAUUACAAAAAUAUGAAGAUUACAAUAAUCUAGAGGUGAAAAAAUCCAGUUCUUGAAAUAGUGAUGCUCACAUUUACUCUACUUCAAUAACAGCUCAUUGUUGAGGGAUUAUUUUUCGCAUGGCUUGAAAAUCAUUCAAUUGUUUCAAAAUUGUCUUUAAGAUUAAAUAUCUCUGUUGAGAUAUUCACAGAUUUUUUUCUCCAAAACUUUGUCGAACAUUUUCUUGCGACGAAGUUAGCUAACAAAAAAGAUAGAUGAAAUUUUCGCAAGUGUAAGUUCCGCAUAAACUACACGAAGAGUUUGUUUUUUUAUUAUGGAGGGUGCUUUAAAAUGAAGAAAAUAAAAAAAAAUAUGUAGAUCAAAACAAUCUAGAAGUAAAAAAGGUGCUAUUUGAAAUAACGUUGCUUACAUCUACCCUACUUUAAUAACAGCCCAUUGCUGAGGUAUUUUCAAUUUUUCAAUUCUUCCAAGAUUAUCUUACAGGUUAAAUAUCUCCGUGAAGAUAUCCACAGAUUUUUUGAAAGCAAUUAAAGUAUAAGUAUUUCAUAACAAAUUCAGUGCUGUCAACGUAUAACAUAAUAGAGAUUCGGAUUUGUUGGCGAACGGACUUUUAACCAAUGAACUAUGUUUUUCUUUACUAUGCACACUUUAAUGUUUGCAUUAAAAAGGGAAACAAAAAUAUCCUUCAAACUACUUACUGGUCUAAAAAAAUGGCGAGCCUGUUCCCAAUGUCAAUCAGGCAUUAGGAACUCUAACAUAUUUUUAUCAUAAAGCUUGUAUUGAUGAUAAAACCCCCACCAUGAACUGCCACGCCCCCAUCCCUGUAUAUUUUAAAUUAAUACUACUUUAGGUGUGUAUUUAGAAUUACCUGCUUGUAUUUAUUUUGUUUUAUAUAUAAGUGGAACAUAAUUAGCGUCGCUAUUUUUCCCAAA